AGCCCGGGAUCCCUACUCCUUUCCGCCGCUUCUCUCUUUCUCUGUCGCUCUCUUUUCUCCGUUUCUUUCUCUUUUAUUCCUUUUUAUUCACUUUGCUCGCUCGCGUGCGGAGAGACGGAUGCCUCGUGCGGGGAGACGCACUUUCUUCCUCUUUCUCCUCCUCUUCCUCGUCACUCUGAUGGCGCGAGAGUGUUUGUCAUCUAAAGGAGAGGACAGGCUGUUCCGCCGGCUGUUCAGGAGGUAUAAUCAGUUCAUCCGGCCGGUGGAGAACGUGUCAGAUCCAGUGACGGUGCAGUUUGAGGUCUCAAUCUCUCAGCUCGUCAAAGUGGAUGAAGUCAAUCAGAUUAUGGAGACUAACCUGUGGUUGAGACAUGUAUGGAAUGACUACAAGCUGAAAUGGUCACCAGCGGAAUUUGACGGCAUCGAGAACAUCAGGGUUCCAUCCAGUAAAAUCUGGAGGCCUGACAUUGUGCUGUACAACAAUGCUGUAGGUGACUUCUUGGUGGAAGACAAAACCAAAGCUUUACUCAGGUACGAUGGCACCAUCACAUGGGUUCCACCAGCCAUCUUCAAGUCCUCCUGCCCAAUGGAUAUCACCUACUUCCCCUUCGACUACCAGAAUUGCUCUAUGAAGUUUGGUUCCUGGACCUAUGACAAGGCCAAGAUCGAUCUGGUGUUGAUCGGCUCCAAGGUCAACCUCAAGGACUUUUGGGAGAGCGGCGAGUGGAAGAUCAUUGACGCACCUGGAUACAAGCAUGACAUCAAGUACAACUGCUGUGAGGAGAUAUACACGGACAUCACCUACAGCUUCUACAUCCGCCGCCUUCCUCUAUUCUACACCAUCAACCUCAUCAUUCCAUGCCUCCUCAUUUCCUUCUUGACCGUCCUGGUCUUUUACCUUCCGUCGGACUGUGGUGAGAAGGUUACCCUCUGCAUCUCUGUCCUCCUCUCUCUCACUGUGUUCCUGCUGGUUAUCACAGAGACCAUCCCGUCUACAUCCUUGGUCAUCCCACUCAUUGGCGAGUACCUACUUUUCACCAUGAUCUUCGUUACGCUGUCCAUUGUCAUCACUGUCUUUGUACUCAACGUCCACUACCGAACACCCACUACCCACACCAUGCCUGGAUGGGUCCGCUCCGUCUUCCUUCAGGCCCUGCCUCGCAUCAUGCUGAUGCGCCGUCCCCUUGUUCAGUCAGAAUCUUCAGGGAAGGGUGGCGGACCUGAAAGUGGGGGCUCGUCCGGGAUUGGUGGCAGCGGAGGAGGGGGAAGAGGAGGAGAAGGGAAGAAGCGGAAGAACAGUAGUUCCCAGCAGGGGGCCAUGAACUGUUUGGAGUUUGGCGAGGGCAAGGGUUCAGGGGAAGGGAAAAAAGGGGGCUGUCCAUGCCACCCUUCAAAGGAGGGGCCUGAGGUGGAUUGUGGGAAAGUGAGCCGUCAGUUGAGCCCACAGGCAAUAAAUACAGUGGUAGCAUUUUCAGUGGUUUCGCCAGAGAUCAAACAGGCCAUAGAGAGCGUCAAGUACAUUGCGGAGAACAUGAGGAGCCGCAACAAGGCUAAAGAGGUGGAAGACGACUGGAAGUACGUUGCCAUGGUGAUUGACCGGAUCUUCCUGUGGGUUUUUGUGCUGGUCUGCAUGCUUGGAACGUUCGGCCUCUUCUUCCAGCCUCUCCUUGGUUUUCUCUCGUAACUGCCAGCCAAUCGCAUGCACAGGCUUAACUGUCCCAGCCAAUCAGAGACACGGGACAGUCUGUUUCAGCCAGUUACCCAAAUCACUGACACGACCACUUCUGCUUUGUGAUAAUGAAAAGACACCACAAUAGACUGACAGCUUGGCUCAGCAAACAACCAAUCAGGUGUUGAUGCUCACUACUGUAGUGCGAUAAACAGUGGUGCACUUCUUGCAGUGGUGCAAGGUCCUCGUAAAAGCAAAUUGGCAAAGUCCUAAACUAGUAAACUUUCAGCAAACUUAUUUUGCUUAAAAUAAUUGGCCAAAGGAAGUGGGAACCUCAAGUUUGUGAGCUUUGAAAACCAAUUUCCGAGUUGGCCUGGACCACCUGAAUGCACCAGUCUGUACAGAUCUUUGCCUCUCAGAUGAUUAAUAAUAAUUUCAGAUUCUCAGAUGUAGUUUCUUAAAUCACUUGCAGUACUGCGUGAAAAUCAGAGACCACCUUUCAUUUAUUUAAUUUCCAGUCAGAAGAUAUUUGUGAAAAGAUUUGAAGACAAUAAACUUGCACAAGGAAGAAGAAAGUCCAAAACUAAUUGAAAAAAAAAGCAGGAGUUCAAAAAUGAUCAAGACAUGGCAGACCACCAAAACUGCCCCCAUUAGAUAAACAGCACUUAAAGCUUUCAUCUUUGAGAGAGAGGAGAACAUCAAGCUCCAGGGUCCAGACCUCAACGUCACUGAAUGGGUAAUAGGGAUCACAAGGUUCAUGAGAAAGUACAACCAACUUCUAGGGCUGAACUUUCCUUGACAAGUGUUCCAAAAA
This is a messenger RNA of Pygocentrus nattereri (red-bellied piranha), 2483 nucleotides long. RefSeq names its product cholinergic receptor, nicotinic, alpha 6 (gene chrna6). Gene Ontology annotation, molecular function: transmembrane signaling receptor activity; acetylcholine-gated monoatomic cation-selective channel activity. Gene Ontology annotation, cellular component: neuron projection; postsynaptic membrane; synapse. The coding region runs from base 119 to 1684 and encodes 521 amino acids. The transcript is spliced from 6 exons. Gene Ontology annotation, biological process: chemical synaptic transmission; monoatomic ion transmembrane transport; signal transduction. The record is from RefSeq and is a predicted model, not a curated record. NCBI's taxonomy places the organism in Eukaryota, Metazoa, Chordata, Actinopteri, Characiformes, Serrasalmidae.